GCAGAGAAAAGCAGCACUUUUGAGUGGGGCACGACGACCACGCAACUACAGAGGGAGGGGGCGAUCCAAGUUGGUGGAGACGUUUUUUGUCAUCCAUAUUUUUUCUAUAGUCUGACUACAAACCAAAAACGCACAAAGAUGAGCAUUUUCAGCUCUGCGCUCGUCUUUGAGGAGGCGCCAGCUGGCAAAGGCAAAACCAAAUCCACCCUUCAGUGUGUGGAGUUUUUCUGCAACAACCUCUAUGUCGGACGGAAGAAUGCAGUUAUCCAGCAUUUCGCUGUCACAGACUCAAGUAGAGGAGAAAGCCCCAGAGUGCAGGAGGUAUGGAGGAGGCAGGUGGGCCGUGGUGGGACCGUUACCCAGCUGAAGACGGUGCCAGUUCUGAACCACCUUCUCGUACUCUGCGACGGCACCGUCACCGUGGUGAACAUGUUCUCCCUGGAGCCUGUCCCAGGCUUGAAGAGCAUCCAGAACGUGUCUCUGUUUUACGCCGGCGAGCCUGCUGCUCAGGCGCAGCCUGUGUUCGUCAAGCUGUUCAUAGCCUGUGCCAGGAGGAGGACGGUAUGUAUAUACAGGGUGUGCGUGGACAGAUGGGAGUGCGUGGGCCAGGUGCUUCUCCCGCAGGACCCCGUGGCUUUGGUCGUGCACGAGACACGUCUGUGCGUGGCCACGAGUGACAGAUACAUCCUCCACGACUACCUGAGUCAGAGCACUCUCAAGCUCUUCACACAUAACAUGGGAAAACAAAACGUCAUUGUGAAGGAAAGCGUGAAAGGGGAGUUCCUCCUCAACGGGCCAGGAAACUUGGGCAUGUUUGUGAUGCAGAACGGUAUAUCUCAGAGGCCUCCGGUUCAGUGGCCUGAAGGCGUGUUGGAUGCAGCAGUGCAGUAUCCCUAUCUGUUGGCUCUGCAGAGCCAGACACUCCAUAUCUACAGCAUGCUGGACCAGCAGCUGAAACAGACUAUUUCCAUACAAAGAGGCAAAGCACUUCUUUCCACCUCAGAAAGUGUUUUUGUAGUUGCUGAGCAGCAGAUUCAUUGCCUGUCCCAGACUCCCCUGGGGGAUCAGGUCCAAAGCCUGCUUGAACAUGAGCGAGUGGAGGAAGCAUUGACACUGCUGGAUGGGGUUCAAGCUCUCUUGCCAGGGGACUGUUAUAAGGAGCUGCACAGGAAAAUUGUCCGCACAUCUGGAUGGAUAAACUUCUACAAAGAGGCUUUUCCUGAGGCCAUAGAGCUUUUCAUUAAAAGUGAACUGGACCCAAGGGAAAUCAUUAGCGUUUACCCAUCAAUGGUUGUCAUUGUCAACGACUUCGAACAUCAGCUUCCUGCAGUGAGCAACGUCAGGGACCUGUGGCAGCUAAAUCAGGAGGACCGGACAACAUUUCAACAAUAUCUCAGCUUCUUAAGCCACUUCUUAAGAGAGGUCCGUGGGACGGCUCAGGGCCAGAUCUGCCCUCGGGAGGUUGACACGGCCCUUUUAAAACUGUACUUAGAGCAGGGAGACUACGGCAACUUGAACCAGCUUGUGUCAGCACCUAACCACUGCGUACUCCAUGUGUGUGAGCCAGAUCUGCAGCAUCACAAAAGAUUUUUCGCAAUUGGAUUGCUGUAUCAAAGCCAGGGUCAACCUUUCAAUGCAAUUCAGACCUGGGCCCGAAUUGUGGAUGGUGAGGGUGACUCUUCACAGACUGUUCUCCUGCACAUCGUGAAGACUCUAAGUCAGCUGAAGCAGAAAUCAGUUAUUUUGGAGACCAUGGACUGGGUUCUUCUGAAAGACCAAAAGGCUGGGGCAUUAAUAUUUACAAAGAGAGAUCCAGACACCCAAAGCAUGUUUGCUCCAAAUGAAGUUCUAACCAUUUUAACACACUACCCAAUUGCUCUGACUUCAUAUUUGGAAUUUCUGGUCCAUGACUUGCAUAGCAAGGAGGAGAAGCACCACACCCUGCUCGCCGUGACAUAUGCCACACGGAUCCUAGAGACUGCAAAGGGAAUGCAGGUCAAUGAUGUAACCACCCAGGAGACAAGAGAGAAACUGCAGCAGUUCCUAUGGCAAUCCUCCAUCUACGACACCAGUGCUAUACAUGCAAAAAUAAAGUCCUCACAUCUCCAUGUGGAGAAAGCUAUCCUGCUGGGUAGAGCUGGAGAACACCAAAAGGCCCUGCAGGUUCUGGUCAAUCAAGAAAAAGAUGUAUGCGCUGCAGAAACCUAUUGUUGGAGGACCUCUGCUGGACAAGACAGGAAGUGCACCCAGCAGCUCUUCCUCUGCCUGCUCCAGAUCUAUCUCGGGUCCGGCCACCAUGUGACCGCUGCGGUAGAUCUCCUCAACAACAAUGCCAUGGCUUUUAAUCCGGCCAGAGUGCUGGAGGUGCUUCCUGGCUCCUGGUCCCUCCAGCUGGUGAUGCAUUUCCUGCGUGAGUCACUGAGAGCAACAACGCACGAGAGGAGGUUGAGGGGCCUGGAGAAGAGCCUGGCGAAGGUAGAGAAUCUCAGACAAAAGUGUGCCUGGAUGGAGGCAGCACACGAAAAGGUCAAACUAGACAGAAGCUGCGUGUGUCAUUGCUGUCAGAGGCAGCUCACAGGGCCUGAAUUUCUGCGCAGACCUACAAGUGAGGUUAUUCAUAUACACUGCUACAGUGAAGACUAGGACCACUGAAUGCUUAAAACAGCCUAAACCGACAAACGUGUCAAUAAAAUUAAUGUAAACAAUAUGGAUGGAGCAUUAGAACAAAGGAGAAUCCUGCAAAAAUAAUGGAUUAUGGAAAUAAUAAUGGGUUAUGAAAAGUUGAUUCUUGAUUCUUCACUAGAUAUCUUGAUUCUUCAUUAGGAAUUCCCACAGUGACUAGAGUUUCAAUGCCUAGAUAUAUAAUCUUGGAUAUAUAAUCCCAGAUGUAUAAUCUUACACUUAAUAUAGCCAUUAUUUUGUGCAUAUGUAGUUUUCAUAUAUAUUUAGCAGAUUUUAUUGUAUCCUGUUCCAUUCAGUUUAUUUGAACAUACAGUGUGAGUCACAUAAUAUGGUCUACAUAAACAUUUCUACAUAAACA
Messenger RNA from Electrophorus electricus (electric eel), 3040 nucleotides. The record is from RefSeq and is a predicted model, not a curated record. Lineage: Eukaryota; Metazoa; Chordata; Actinopteri; Gymnotiformes; Gymnotidae.